This is a messenger RNA of Pyrus x bretschneideri (Chinese white pear), 1070 nucleotides long. Its product is annotated as haloacid dehalogenase-like hydrolase domain-containing protein 3. The record is from RefSeq and is a predicted model, not a curated record. Lineage: Eukaryota; Viridiplantae; Streptophyta; Magnoliopsida; Rosales; Rosaceae.
UGUUUAUUACUAAAAGGCUCUUGGUAAGACCGUUGGUUUUCUACAAAAGUUAGUUAGGCAAAAAUAAAACGAAAUAACUAUAAUUUUUUACCUAUCGACGCUGCCAUGGAAGGUUGCUUGAUGAGAUGCUGUCACGGCGGCGCCCUAUUCAAAACCCUCAAACCCCUCUCUUUAACUCCCAGAAACUCCAUUCGCUGCUCUUCCAUGUCCGUCUACUCCGGCGGAGGAGGAGGAUCGGCUCUUAGUCGCAAGGUCUACGACGCAUUGCUGUUAGACGCCGGAGGCACUCUGUUGCAAUUGGCGAAGCCGGUCGAAGAUGUCUACGCUUCCAUCGGAACCAAAUACGGUGUGACUGCAACUCCAGCUGAAAUCAAGCAGGGAUUCAGAAGAGCAUUUUCUGCUCCUUGGCCUCAGAAGCUGCGUUACCAGGGAGAUGGGAGGCCAUUUUGGAAACUUGUUGUGUCCGAAGCCAGUGGUUGUUCUAAUCUCGAUUAUUUCGAACAAGUUUAUGAGUACUAUGCUAAGGGCGACGCAUGGCGUCUUCCAGAUGGAGCUUAUGAAACAAUGCUGCUUCUCAAAGAGGCUGGAGUCAAGGCUGUUGUAUCCAAUUUCGACUCCCGCUUACGGAAGCUACUUGAGGACCUUAAUGUUUUGCAUCUGUUUGAUUCCGUUAUCAUAUCUUCAGAAGUUGGGUAUGAGAAACCAGAUGCAGGCAUAUUCGAAGCCGCUUUAGAUCAAGUACUUGUGGAUGCUGGCAAAGCGGUACAUGUUGGCGACGACAAAAUUGCAGAUAAGGAUGGGGCCAAUGCCAUUGGAAUCGAUUGCUGGUUAUGGGGCCUAGAUGUCAAGGCAUUCUCCGACAUUCAAAAUCGCAUUCUCAUUUCAGAGUCUCAGCUUGCGAAGGACUAGGUACCGCACUGUGAAUCCCAAGCAGUGUCUUCGGCUCCAACUGAUCGAUUGACAUAAUAAUUAAUUUAACUAGUGAUGUUACUGGAAAGGAAAAUAUCAUCCGAUCAGCUCAAACAGUGAAUGUUUCAAGUGGAAAUAAAUGGAUAUUCAUUGAACAUCAA